Messenger RNA from Synchiropus splendidus (mandarinfish), 3355 nucleotides. It is a transcript of the gene cog7, whose product is annotated as component of oligomeric golgi complex 7. The transcript has 17 exons. Bases 266 to 2572 code for a protein of 768 amino acids. Gene Ontology annotation, cellular component: COG complex. Lineage: Eukaryota; Metazoa; Chordata; Actinopteri; Syngnathiformes; Callionymidae. The record is from RefSeq and is a predicted model, not a curated record. Gene Ontology annotation, biological process: retrograde vesicle-mediated transport, Golgi to endoplasmic reticulum; intracellular protein transport; Golgi organization.
GUUGUUGUCAGCCGUCGCCGGGGUAGACGAGCAGAUAGCAGAGGAAUUAUGCCCUUUUUCUUGCUUCUUUUAAAUCCUGUUGACGUUUAAGAACAACUCUGGAGGAAGCGGUUGCUUUGCUAGAGCUCUAUUUAGUUGUGAUGAUUAUUUCUUUUUCUUGGGCAAUUUAUUUUAUGUUCAUAUCGAAGCCGUUGAUGGGGAAGAAUUAGCAAUGGCUCGAUGACAUAGACGCCGCAAGUUUGUUUGAACGUAACACGGCCUCCAAAUGGAUUUCUCGAAGUUCCUGGACGAUGAUUUCGAUGUGAAAGACUGGGUGAAUGGCGCCUUCAGGGUGCAGAAGGAUGCCGAGGCGAAAGCGGACACACACGCAGCUACUCUGGUGAUGAAGCUACAGCUCUUCAUCCAGGAAGUAAAUAAUACAAUUGAGGAGACCAGUAAUCAGGCUCUUCAAAAUAUGCCUCGAGUUCUGCGGGAUGUUGAGGCUUUGAAACAGGAAGCCUCCUUUCUUAAAGAGCAGAUGAUUCUGGUCAAGGAAGACAUCAAGAAGUUUGAACAGGACACAGUGAGAUCCAUGCAGGUCUUGGUGGAAAUCGAUCAAGUAAAGAGUCGAAUGCAGCUCGCAGCGGAAGCUCUGCAGGAGGCCGACAAAUGGAGCACACUCAGUGCAGACAUUGAGGACACUUUUAAAACGCAGGACUUUACAAUUAUAUCCUCAAAGCUGACCAGCAUGCAGAACAGUCUGGCGAUGCUGGUAGACACACCUGACUACUCUGAGAAGUGUGUUCAUCUUGAAGCUCUGAAAAACAGGCUUGAAGCCCUCGCCAGUCCUCAGAUAGUGGCCACAUUUAAUUCCAUGUCCAUUGACCAAGCAAAACUGUUUGUCAAAGUCUUCACUGAAAUUGACAGAAUGCCACAGCUCCUCGCCUAUUACUACAAGUGUCAUAAGGGCCAGUUAGUUGGUAUGUGGCAGGAUCUGUCGCAGAGUGAGCUCAGUCUGAAUCAGCAGCUGGCAGAAUUCUACGACACGUUGCUCUCCACAUGGCACUCACAGCUCCAGUGGAGCAGCCAGGUGUUCAGGAAUCCUUACGAGGUGGUGACAGUAUUGCUGAUACAGACCCUGGGGGCCAUGGUGCCAUCCAUUCCUGUGUGCUUGAGCACAGCCAUGGAGCGAGCGCCUCAGGAACAGAGACUGGACACUCUGCUGGAGAUUUACCAAACUGCGUUAACCUUCGGGCGCAGUUUGGACGCCGCUCUGACCCCUCAUCUGGGUGAGAAUAACCUGCUGAAGGUGAAUGAGCUUGUGUGCGCUCUGUACGAUCCCUAUAAACCGUAUUUAUUACAGUAUGGGGAUCUCGAGGAGGCGCACCUCCUCAUACAGAUCAGUGCCAUACCUCUGGAGCACGGAGAGGUAAUGGACUGUGUCGAGGAGCUGAGCCAUUCUGUGGGUAAAUUGUUCGGCCUGGCUGGGGCUGCUGUGGACCGCUGCGUCAAACUGACAGAUGGACUGGCUGUCUGUGGCCUCCUCAAAGCUUUGAAAGCGCUGUUCACCAAGUACGUGUCUGACUUCUCAACCACACUGCAGUCCAUCAGAAAGAAAUGCAAACUGGAGGACAACAGCAGCGCAGGUGUUUUCCAAGAGGACUGGACGGCUUUCCAGAACUCAGUCAGAAUUAUAGCCACCUGUGGUGAGCUGCUGAGACAAUGUGGAGCGUUCGAGCAGCAGCUGUCCAACAAGAUUCUGGGCUCGGCCGGAAAAUACUUGUCAGAGUCGUACAGCCCCCGCAGCCUGGCGGGAAUCCAGGAGGUCAGCUCUUCAGAGAGAAAGAGCGCCACCAAAAAUCCGUUGCAGGAAUACAACUAUCUUCAGAGAGGCAGUAUGGCUGAGUAUAACAGCCUGAUGGAGGUGCUUUACUCAUUGAAGGAAAAGGGCACUGGUAACUCCAGUUUGUUGGCUGAACCCAGAUCAGCUCUGACCAGACUGAACCAGCAGGCCAACCAGCUGGCCUUCGAUUCGGUUUUCCUCCAGAUCAAACAUCAACUCUGUCUCGUCUCCAAAAUAGAGAGCAAAGAGUCUGCUGCUCUGGGAGAAGGCUACACAGACGACCUGCCGAACUUCAGCUUGUCACCACAAGAAUACAUCACAAAUAUCGGUCAGUACCUGAUGUCCCUGCCUCUUCACCUGGAGCCAUUUGUUGCACAGGAAGAUCCGGCUCUGGAAAUGGCUCUUCAUGCUGGGAAACUGCCUUUUCCUCCUGAACAAGGCGAUGACCUUCCUGAGCUGGACAACACGGCCGACUACUGGCUUGGCUCCAUCGCGCGCGCAACCAUGCAGACGUACUGCGACGCCAUCCUGCUCAUCCCACAGCUGAACACUCAUUCCACCAAACAACUGGCCACUGACAUUGAUUACCUCAGUAAUGUGAUGGACGCUCUGGGCCUGCAGCCUUCUCGCAACCUCCAGCAGAUCGUCACGUUGUUACGCGUCAAACCAGAAGACUACAGACAAACCGCUAAACCGUUGCCACGGCGACUGGCCUCCACCAUUGCUGCCCUGCGAGGCAUCGACUACUAACAAACAACUUUGUUAACUUUGCCGUCACAUCUCAUGUCUGUAACAGUGUUGGAGUCAAUCAGUGGAUACUCUUGGAAUGGCAUUUAUGGGGGUGUAUUCAUCUCUAAUCAGGGUCAGUUAUUUUUUUAACACUUGAGUUUGGAAGAAAAGGAACCACAGAUGAUGAGGCCUUGAAGUUCAAUACUCUGUCUCCCAACACUUCUUUAUCAUGUAUCGUGCUCAUGACCAAUACCAAACUGUAUAUUUUAAUUAAACAGAUUCAGUUUAGUUUUUUCUUUUGUGUUUUUUUUCUCAAAAGAAUUGUAUUGUGUCUCUUCAAGUUUAUUCUGCACCUAUAUAUAACUUAUCUGUAAUUGAUGAAGACUUUUGCUCUUGGACUGGAUAUCAACAAAAGGAUGAGGGAUGUUCUUUGUAUUCUGUUGUUUUUUUUUGUGGUCAGCACCGUGACCUAAUUCCUGUCAUAUGGUGAGUGAUUUCCUGCCUUAUUCUUUUUUUCAAACCAUAUACACUUAUAUAUUUCAGUCAAAAGACUGCAUUUUCUUUUGGCUUUUUGUAACUUAUACCGCUGAUAUAAUAUCAUCAAAUCUGGACGUUUUAUUUUGGGCUAAUUUUUUGGGGCACCAACCUAAAACCAAGUAAUCAUCAAUCUGAUGUGUGAACUUUAAUUUGGAUUAAUCUUGUGACAUUGUUAGGAUUUCAUUUCAUGGAUCAACACUUCAAAAACAAGAAGAAAGAAAAGUAGAACCAGUCUAAAACUUGACAUGCUUAAUGUAACAGGUCAGU